AAGGACUUGUCUUUUUUGUUUUGAAGAGAUGGAGGAGAAGAAGGGAUUUGCAUUUCCUGUCGUGUUGAUGAUGUUACUCAUGUUUUCUUUUAUGAUUUCACCAGCACUGGCCAGCUGCUCUUCGGGUGGGAAUGGAACAAAGGGAUCAGGAGGAACCAAGCCAUCGGAUGGCAGUGGAUGCAAAGACUGUGUUCUUGAUCAGAUGAAGUAUGGUUGUCCAACUUGCGUGCCAAUUCUGCACUGCAUGGCACGGUGCUUGUGGGGUGGUAGCUCAAGAUCCAAGUGUAUCACUAGGUGUGAUUGCGAUGGCGGGAAGCCAACUCUUUCAGAUUGCAAGAAAUGCAUGUCUCGAUGCAAAUGCAGCUGCGUGGCAAUGGCAUAGAUAGGCAUCUAUUCAAGGAUGCUGCUAACAUUUUGCUACUAUGAAAGCAGAUUUUGAAAGUAAAAACAAAUAUAUUUGCUGAGAAGUGUUUUGGUGUGACCUGAUCUGUAUUUCUAUUAGCUGAUGGUUGUAAUAUUAGAGUUCAGUAUUGCUCAUGAAAGAAGAAAAACUAAUAACUUGUAGAGUUGAAUUCUGCA
Messenger RNA from Populus nigra (black poplar), 579 nucleotides. RefSeq lists its product as uncharacterized. The record is from RefSeq and is a predicted model, not a curated record. The transcript has a single exon. Lineage: Eukaryota; Viridiplantae; Streptophyta; Magnoliopsida; Malpighiales; Salicaceae. Bases 29 to 382 code for a protein of 117 amino acids.